ACACUUUCUCGCAGCAACCACAUUCGUUUGCCUGCUUCUUCCUCUCAAACCAAAGAGGCUACACUUAGCCGGCUUAUAAUAAGUCCCUUGUCCUGCAUUUGUUUUUAUUUAAGCGAUGUAGGAUGGCGGCUGCUUUUGGAAAGAUAGUCGUUGGUACGUACGUGGAGAUAAAGCGGAGUGAUGGACGUAUACAUCAGGCAAUGGUGACCUCCAUGAAUGAAGACAAUGAAAGUGUUACAGUGGAGUGGAUAGAAAAUGGAGACACAAAAGGAAAAGAGAUUGACUUGGAGAGUAUUUUUGCACUAAAUCCAGAUGUAGCCCCCGACGAGGAGAUUGCACCGAGUCCAGAGACUCCACCAGCUCCCACGCCAUUAGCAAAAGUAAACAGAAUCGCAAAGAACCGAAGGACAAUAGCACCAAGUAAAAAUGAUACUCCAUCCAAAGACAACAGAGCUAUUUCAACUCGAGCAAGACCUCCACCACCUCCGCAGCCAGAACCGGCUCCACCUCCUCCAGCUCCACAGCCGGCACAGCCCACUCAAGCCCAGACGCAACUGCAGCUACAGAACGCGAGGAGGAAGUCCAACUGUGUGAAGGAAGUGGAGAAAUUGCAGGAGAAACGAGAACGGCGGCGACUUCAGCAGCAGGAGCUCAGAGAGAAGCGAGCCCAGGAAGUGGAUACCACCAUCCCCAACUAUGAAAUAUUGUACAUGAUUCGAGAUUUCCGGGCUAGUCUCGACUACCGGCCUCUGACUACUGCAGAUGUGAUCGAAGAGCACAGGAUAUGCGUUUGUGUCAGAAAGCGACCACUAAACAAAAAGGAGCUGACCAUGAAAGACUUGGACGUGAUCACCAUUCCUAGUAAAGAUGUGGUGAUGGUGCACGAACCCAAGCAGAAAGUGGACCUGACUCGGUACUUGGAGAAUCAAACCUUUCGAUUUGACUACGCAUUUGAUGACAGCACAACCAACGAGAUGGUUUACAGGUUCACCGCCCGACCUUUAGUGGAGACCAUUUUUGAGAGGGGCAUGGCCACCUGCUUUGCCUAUGGGCAGACGGGCAGCGGUAAAACACAUACUAUGGGUGGAGAUUUUUCUGGGAAGAACCAAGACUGCUCUAAGGGCAUUUAUGCAUUAGCUGCACGGGAUGUAUUUCUAAUGAUAAAGAAACCUAACUAUAAGAAAUUAGAUCUUCAAGUGUACGCGACCUACUUUGAAAUCUACAGUGGAAAGGUGUUUGACCUGCUGAAUCGUAAGGCAAAGCUGAGGGUGCUGGAGGAUGGUAAACAGCAAGUUCAGGUCGUUGGGCUUCAGGAGAAAGAAGUGAAAUGCACAGAGGAUGUCCUCAAACUGAUUGAAGUAGGAAACAGCUGCAGAACAUCGGGACAGACGUCAGCCAAUGCACACUCGUCCCGCAGCCACGCCGUGUUCCAGAUCAUUCUCCGUCGGAAAGGGAAGAUGCACGGGAAGUUCUCGCUCAUAGAUCUGGCAGGUAAUGAGAGGGGGGCAGAUACUUCAAGUGCAGACCGGCAGACUCGCCUGGAAGGAGCCGAGAUCAACAAAAGCCUGCUGGCCUUAAAGGAGUGCAUCAGGGCUCUCGGUCGUAACAAGCCCCACACACCAUUCAGGGCCAGCAAGCUCACUCAGGUCCUGAGAGACUCCUUCAUCGGUGAAAAUUCCCGCACAUGUAUGAUUGCAACAAUUUCUCCUGGCAUGACAUCCUGUGAGAAUACACUUAACACUCUACGCUAUGCUAACAGGGUCAAGGAGUUUGGGAUAAGUCCGUCAGACAUCCCCUUCUCUCAAGGCGGCCAGGGAAGUCGCCUCGAGCACUCGCCCACCAACACGUUCGAGGUGAAGGAACUAACGAUUGACCCAAACCAAGUCAUCGACGGAGGGCGACCCAACAUCCAUGCUGUCAACCAGGUGGAUCUGCUGGAUGAGGAGUGGCUGAGCAUCUCUCCACAGAGAGAUGACCUCAAAUUGCUCUGUGAGCAGAAUGAGGAGGAGGUGUCUCCCCAACUCUUCACCUUCCAUGAGGCUGUGUCUCAGCUGGUGGAGAUGGAGGAGCAAGUUCUGGAAGACCACAGAGCGGUUUUCCAGGAAUCUAUCCGGUGGUUAGAAGAUGAGAAGAUGCUGCUAGAGAUGACGGAGGAGGUGGAUUACGACGUGGAGUCGUACGCCACACAGCUGGAGCAGAUCCUAGAUCAGAAGAUAGACAUUCUUAUCGAACUUAGAGAUAAAGUGAAAUCUUUCCGUUCUACACUCCAGGAGGAGGAGCAAGCCAGUAAGCAGAUCAACCCCAAAAGGCCACGUGCUCUUUAGAGGCUGAAGACUUUGGCACAUGCAGAAAACAUAACCACUUGGUGUUUGGCCCAACUGUAGCCGUCACUAACAGCUGUGAAGACACAAAACCAAGCGCUCAGUUAAAAAGCAGGAUUACUAAAUUGCAUUUGUUCUUAUUCGCUUGUAACCCAACUGGCUCUACAUCUGGUUUGACCAUAGAAGUUUCAGCAUUUUGUUUGAUUUUCUUCCAUUUUUAGAAAUUUUUGUAAAAUUUCCACAUGAAGAAGUUCAAUUUUCCUUUCCAUUUUCUUAAGUUAUUUUCUCUUUUUUUUUGGCAAAAUUUUUUUUUAUCUUGAUUAAGAAGAAAAAUCUGAAGUGAACUUUUUGGCAUCUGUCAAACAAAACCAGUAUUUUGCUUUCAGGUUUCUGUGGCUGACAUCCCUGCAUGUACUCUGUGAAAGCAUUAGUGCACCACAGCUUAGAGGUUCUCGGUUGUAUCUGUGAAAACAUGUUCCAUAGUAGGCGAACUCUCCUCAUUCGCUACCUGUUUGGCAGAACCACUUUGUUCUUCUUCCUUUGUGUUUCCUUCCUCGAGUCUUGAUGUGUUUUUUACAUGUAGUUUUAUUUUCUUUGUGCCAUGACAUUUUAUAUGGCAAAGUGUUUAAAAGCUCUUACUUCAUGUUAAACAUGUUUCUUCACAUCAGAUAACGUUUCAUUCCAUUGUUGUAAAAAAAAUAAGAGCAAGAAAAACUGUUAAUAAAUGUUAAGGCCACAGAGCUACCAUUGUUUUGUGUGUUUGCACUGAUCUAAAGUUGGAUGAAGGACUUCAGAAUAAACAAGUAACUGUCACCUUAAAGGCAGAAACUCUCACGCCACCAUCUGAAAUCGACCUGUUCCCUACAUUUUUGCAUUGUUUUGCAAAAUGUAUGCAUGAAAUAAUCUGAUCAUAUUUAAUGAUUCAUUGUAAUAAAAGGAAAUGGAUUCUCUAUUAGU
Oryzias latipes (Japanese medaka) is the source of this 3278-nucleotide messenger RNA. It is a transcript of the gene kif2a, whose product is annotated as kinesin family member 2a. Gene Ontology annotation, molecular function: microtubule binding; ATP binding; microtubule motor activity. The record is from RefSeq and is a predicted model, not a curated record. Gene Ontology annotation, biological process: microtubule-based movement; microtubule depolymerization. Gene Ontology annotation, cellular component: microtubule. Lineage: Eukaryota; Metazoa; Chordata; Actinopteri; Beloniformes; Adrianichthyidae.